AUGAAAACAACCAAGAGCUACGCCAAGCUAUCGGGUGCGGUGGCGCCGCAUAUUGGAUGCAAGGAGCAUCUGAUGACAGUAGCCAGUCGUCUUUACUUUUCUAACGUUUAUCGAAUUGUGUACUUCUUUAUGAUUGCAUCAAGUCUCGUAUGCGUUACGUGGACGGGAAUAAAUGGCUGGAAAAUUCCGUCCUCGGUGGUGUUCAUUACGCUGGAAAUUAUAGUUAGUUCGUUGUUGGUGUUUGAAGUGUUGCUGCGGAUGAUGGCAUUCAAAAGGCGGUUUUGGCGCAAGUGGUGCAACAUUUUUGACGUGGUCGCCUUGGUUAUGAGCCUAGUGUCGGUGGCAAUCUACUUCAACGAGGAAGGCGUGCUAGGUGAACUGGAAGAAGUUGCAGCGGAUUCGGUGUUGGCAUUGCGAAACGCCGUGCAGUACGUUCGGUUGGCAAUAUUUCUCAAGAAUCGAUCUGAUCGGCCGACGACAAUUGGCAAAGAAAUUGACUUUGAAGCGCUAGCUGCGAAUCCAGAUGAUGAACGAGAACUGAUGCUGGACGCUGAGAGUGGAAUGGCCGUUGAGAGCGAUGAAGAGGAAGAAAUUGAAACUGUUUAG
Messenger RNA from Peronospora belbahrii, 606 nucleotides. The record is from the annotation of a GenBank genome assembly. NCBI's taxonomy places the organism in Eukaryota, Oomycota, Peronosporomycetes, Peronosporales, Peronosporaceae.